Dunckerocampus dactyliophorus (ringed pipefish) is the source of this 1678-nucleotide messenger RNA. It is a transcript of the gene polr3d, whose product is annotated as polymerase (RNA) III (DNA directed) polypeptide D. The record is from RefSeq and is a predicted model, not a curated record. Gene Ontology annotation, molecular function: DNA binding. Gene Ontology annotation, cellular component: RNA polymerase III complex. Gene Ontology annotation, biological process: transcription by RNA polymerase III. The transcript is spliced from 9 exons. NCBI's taxonomy places the organism in Eukaryota, Metazoa, Chordata, Actinopteri, Syngnathiformes, Syngnathidae. Bases 139 to 1296 code for a protein of 385 amino acids.
UCCGUCUCACUUGACGCAUGUCUAUUGUGCGUGUGCUAACUUUAUCUCAUACUACUACUGUAUUUUUAGUUUUGUACGAUUUAUCUUUCACCUCAUAUUUGGUGUCAAAUGCUGAUACUAUGUGGGAAUGCAUAAAGGAUGGCUGAUCCAGGUGCCGGUGAUCCCAGUGGUCAUCGCAUGCCACCCCCGGGAGGGAGUGGCAGGGGCCAACUGAUGGGCCGCAGACCACCUGCUACCAUCUCUGCUGGUCGCCUCCCUGCAAUGCGUUCGAGAGACCUCACCUUGGGGGGAGUGAAAAAGAAAACAUUUACACCCAACAUCAUCGGCCGUAAAGUUAGAGAAGACACCAAGGAUGAAGGCGGGCCAAGAAGGGAGAGAAAGGAUUCAACCCGAGGCAGAGGUCCAAGAGAUAGGGGCAGAGGCCGUGGUCGCGCAGAGCUCAUCCAGUCCCACUCUAUUUUUGAGCAGGGCCCUGCAGAAAUGGCCAUGAGAAGAAAAGUCGGCUAUGAAAGUGAGCGAGAUGCCCCAAGCACGGGACUCUCACACAUCAUCAAUAUCAAAAAAGAGAAGAGAGAAACUGAGGAAGAGACCAAAGAGAUCCUACGCCAACUGGAUCGAGACAACUUCAUAGAUGAUCCUUUCCUGAGGAGUGAACAGAGGAGCUGCCCAGUUCAGCUUCCUCUCGCUGUGUCAGGAUGGGGUUUCAAGGAGGAAUUUAGUACUCCUACUAUUAAAAUUGAGAAGAUGGAUGAGGACGACCCCAUGGAGCAUUCAGUACAAAUCAAGGAGGAGCAAGAGGAAAAAGAACUGAAGAAGACUGAGGCUGCUUUCAAGCCUCCUCCGCUCCCUGAGCCGGAGGUUCUGCCAGACCUGCUCCACAAGUGGAGUCUUAGCAAAGGUGAGGAGCUGUUCUUCAUGCAGCUGCCCGACACACUGCCUGGCCAGCCACCCACCAAGGAAUACAAGCCGAUAAAAACAGAGGUGCAGUCUGAGGAUGGACAGUCUGUCCUACUAAAAACAGAGUCUCAGGAGGAGCAAGUUGAUGAUAAUGGCUGUAAUUUAAAAGACCUACGGGAGGGUCUUGUUGGAAAGAUGCUGGUACGGAAGUCUGGCCGAGUGCAGCUCAUAGUCGGACAGGUCUCAUUGGAUGUUUCCCUCGGAGCAUCAUGCUCUUUCCUUCAGGAACUAGUCUCUGUUGGUACGGAGGGACGGACAGGAGACUUGACUGUGUUAGGGAAUGUCAAACACAAAAUGGUUUGCUCCCCAGACUUUGAAUCUCUUCUGCAGAGCAGAUGAUGAUCCUUGAUGCCCUUCCUGCUUGAGAUUUGCUCUGCUGUGUCAUAUGAAAGUGGCCGUACUGAUGCCCUAAUGAAAAAGCUUGAAGGAAGACCAAUAUUUUAUUCUUGUUUAAAAAAAAAAAAGGCACAUUAAUGCAGUGGUAUGCUAUAUUUCUGUUUGAUUUCUCUGCAUCAAAAAUGAUUUGACGUGAUGUAAAUUUGUGAAUAAAAGAAGUUUUUUGUUAUUUAAUGAGAAAGUCAUGAUUUUAUGUCAUCCAAUUAAUUAUUUAAUUGUAUUGCUUUUAUUAUUUUGGUACUAUUUGUUCAUGGACUUUCUGUGCAUAGUCCGGAUGAACCAGUAUGCUGACAUUUGAUGACCUCAGACACCAGGUCGUUUGUUU